This is a messenger RNA of Phascolarctos cinereus (koala), 4165 nucleotides long. It is a transcript of the gene ABCB10, whose product is annotated as ATP binding cassette subfamily B member 10. NCBI's taxonomy places the organism in Eukaryota, Metazoa, Chordata, Mammalia, Diprotodontia, Phascolarctidae. Gene Ontology annotation, cellular component: mitochondrial inner membrane. The record is from RefSeq and is a predicted model, not a curated record. Gene Ontology annotation, biological process: oligopeptide export from mitochondrion. Gene Ontology annotation, molecular function: ATP binding; ATP hydrolysis activity; ABC-type oligopeptide transporter activity.
GGAGCUACGGAGUGGGCAGCGCGGGCGCUAGUGACGCUCGCUGCAUUCCCCGGGGUGGGGGGCGGGUGUCCCGAGGCCGGGGCACUUUGGGCCCCAUGGCGAGCUUCCCCGCCCGCGGCGGUGGCGGCGGCGGCGGCGUCCCCCCGCUGCUGCUGCUGCUGCUGCUCCGGCGCGCGCGCGGCUGCUCCUCCCAGUGGGCUCUGGCCGCGGCCCGCUCCCCGCUGCUGGGGCGUCCGCGCUGCUGCAGCGGCGGUCCCAGCGCCGCCCCCGGGCCGCCGCCGUCCCUGGGGCAGGCAGCGCGGCUCGCGCGGCUCCUGGGGCUCCGCGCCGGGCCCUCCGGCAGCCGCAGGUGCAGGUCGACCGGCGCGGGAGACAGGCCGGCUCAGAGAGCCGCUGCUGCCCGGGUCGGGAGCGAGGGCUCGGCCACUGUCGCGGCGGGAAGUGGCGGCGACGUCCGCGACAAUUCUCCGCAGCCGGCCGCCGGCCGAUCCGAGGCCAAGAAGCUCCUGGGCUUGGCGUAUCCCGAGCGCUGGAGGUUAACAGCUGCAGUUGGAUUCCUGACUGUGUCCAGCGUCGUUACCAUGUCAGCUCCCUUCUUCCUGGGAAAGAUUAUCGAUGUCAUUUAUACAAAUCCUACUGGGGACUAUGUAAACAACCUGACCCACCUCUGCGUCCUUCUGAGUGGAGUGUUUUUGUGUGGUGCUGCUGCUAACUCAGUUCGUGUCUACCUCAUGCAGACUUCAGGCCAGCGCAUCGUGAAUAGAUUGAGAGGGAACUUAUUCUCCUCUGUUCUAAAGCAAGAGGUUGCCUUUUUUGACAAGACCCGGACAGGAGAGCUGAUUAACCGCCUGUCCUCAGACACAGCACUUCUGGGGCGCUCAGUCACUGAAAAUCUCUCUGACGGGCUGAGGGCUGGAGCUCAGGCCUCAGUUGGCAUCGGAAUGAUGUUUUUUGUUUCUCCCAGUCUGGCUACAUUUGUUUUGGGUGUGGUGCCUCCUAUAUCUAUCCUAGCAGUGAUUUAUGGACGGUAUUUACGAAAAUUAACCCAGAUGACUCAGGAUUCCCUUGCACAGGCCACACAGCUAGCUGAAGAACGGAUUGGAAACAUAAGAACUGUCCGAGCUUUUGGGAAAGAACUGAAUGAAAUAGAGAAAUACACCAGCAAAGUGGAUCAUGUGAUGCAAUUAGCAAAGAAAGAGGCAUUUGCUCGGGCAGGCUUCUUUGGAGCAACAGGAUUUUCUGGGAAUCUGAUUAUACUUUCUGUCCUCUACAAAGGUGGAUUGCUGAUGGGCAGUGCCCACAUGACAGUGGGUGAACUCUCUUCCUUCCUAAUGUAUGCUUUCUGGGUUGGAAUAAGCAUUAGUGGCCUGAGUUCUUUCUAUUCAGAGAUGAUGAAAGGCCUAGGUGCUGGAGGACGCCUCUGGGAGCUCCUUGAGAGAAAGCCAGUACUCCCUUUUAAUGAGGGUACUUUAUUAGAUGAAGAAACUUUCCAGGGCGCUCUAGAGUUCAAAGGAGUAGAUUUUGCUUAUCCGGCUCGCCCAGAGGUGAAGAUUUUUCAAGAUUUUAGCCUUUCAAUUCCAUCUGGAUCUGUCACAGCACUGGUUGGCCCAAGUGGUUCAGGGAAAUCCACAGUGGUAUCACUUUUAUUAAGGCUAUACGAUCCUGUCUCUGGAAAUAUCACUGUCGAUGGUUGGGACAUCCGUCAGUUAAAUCCGGUCUGGCUGAGAUCUAAGAUUGGGACAGUGAGCCAGGAGCCGAUUCUGUUCUCUUGCUCAAUUGCUGAAAACAUUGCGUAUGGUGCGGACAACCCUUCCCUGAUGACUCGUGAAGAGAUCCAGAAAGUUGCUGACAUAGCUAAUGCUGCUACUUUCAUCAACAAUUUUCCCCAAGGCUUCGAUACUGUGGUUGGGGAAAAGGGUGUUCUGCUUUCAGGUGGGCAGAAACAACGCAUUGCAAUUGCUCGUGCUCUGCUGAAGAAUCCCAAAAUUCUUCUACUGGAUGAAGCAACCAGUGCACUGGAUGCUGAAAAUGAGUAUCUUGUACAAGAAGCUCUUGAUCGAUUAAUGGAAGGAAGGACCGUAUUGAUUAUUGCCCAUCGUCUGUCUACCAUUAAAAAUGCUAACAUGGUUGCUGUUCUUGAUCAAGGAAAAAUCACUGAAUGUGGAAAACAUGAAGAACUUCUUUCAAAUCCAGAUGGGCUGUAUAGAAAAUUAAUGAAAAAGCAGAGCUCUAUGUCAGCAUAAUGAAAUGUACAAUAUGAAGUAAAUCUAUGCCAGAGAUUUUAAAACAAAGCAACAGACCGGGGUUAAAAAAAGCUUGGAGGAUAUGUAUGAAGUCUAUAAUUUAAGCUUCAAGUUAUUUGAAACAUAUAUUUUUGCAAAGUGUACAAAAUACUGUUUUGAAACUUAACUGUGUUCAAAACCUUUUUAUUCAGAGUUUUAAUAAUUAUUGUAACUUUCUAAAUGUUUAAACCACCAAAACUACUUUAAGGUUUUAUAUAAUUUCUUUUGUGUUGUUAUAUACUAGAAUAUAGUGUAGCAUAUAGUUUUCUUUUGUCUCUUGGUAUAUACGUUGGAAACAUUGUCAAAUGACAGUUUUUUAAAGGGAAAUUAAAUUUAAAAGCCUGAUUACUAUAGGCCAGUUUAGCUUUCUAUGUAAUUCCCUUAGGAUGUUCGUUUGCUUUGUGGUCCAGUUGCUUUCUUGGGAGAGCUACGUAAAAUGAGAAUGCAGCCCUUUUAAAAACAUUAUUUUAUUGAUUCUUUUUCCUUUUUAUAUAACUGUUCAUUCUCAGUGAUUACUCCCGCCUCCAGUAGACCUCUUCCCUUGUAAGAAUGUACACUUAAGCAAAACAAAUCCAUACAUUGGCCAUGACUGAUAAAAUAUGCCUCGUUUUGUUUUUAACCUAGAAUUUCCUCCCCACUUUUUUUUUUUUAACCAAGAUGGCAGAGGCAGGGUACAUUCAGUAUUGUUUCCCUUUUUCAUUACUGGGUCAUUGUAUUAACUGUAUGUGCUAAGCCUUACUACAUAAUUUUAAGAAUUAUAUAUAAAAUUAGAAACUUUAAGGGGUAAGGGGUAAAUUGAUAUUGAGUCACAUUCUUCUCUGGUUUGAAGGGUUUGUGAAUUAUUUGGAAGUACCUGGGGAAUAACUGAUGAGGUGAUAUUUGUUUUUAACAACUUUGUGCUAUUCUAGAGAGCUUCAGAAUAGGGGAGACUCAUUUUAUAUAUUUUUACUGAAUACAUGUAUGUAAUAGUAGGAAUGCUUUGGGAAACAAGAGAAGAGGUGCCACCUAGCGUCAGUUCUCCACUUGAUGUCAUGCAAUGAAUUUUACUUAUGUGGAGGUUGAACGCUUGGUGAAUAACAUAAAAAGCGGGUAAUUUCUCAGGCAAACCAAAAUUUUCAACUUUGUAUACACUGGCUAAAUUUCCUUGAAUUUAAGGCUGACAUAUUGAGAUUUCCAACCUUGAAACAUUUGGAAUCUUUUAUUAUUAGCGUCUUUUAUAAGACAAAAACAGUAAUUACAAUUAAAAGCUAAUCACUGUUGAAUGUAAAACUUAAAAAGCAUAUUUUUCUUUCAUUCAUAGCAGUAAUCUUAUAUCUCAAAUUCCUAAAAACAAGGCUGAAAACCUUUGAACUUGUUUUCCAUAUCAGUACCAUUAAUUUUCACGUUGCCUCAAAACAUGUGCUUUUUGUAUUCAUUUUAAGUUGAUAACUAGGAAGUGAUUUUUUUAAAAUGAAGAUUUUCCCUUAUGCUAGGUCUUCAUUAAUUUUCUGGUUGCACUGGAAGGCUGCAUCUGUGAGAGAGAGGGAGAGAGAGUGUGAGAGUGAGAGUUUGUGUGUGAACAAAAGAAACAAAAGCAUCAAGUAUUACAUUUUAUUUCCACAUAAGGGAAUUUAUUAAUAAAUCACCGUAUAUUCUGGAUCAGCAAAAAAAAAGUACAUCUAUGACAAUCACUUUAAAAGAUUUACCUGUAUUCUUUAUUUUAUAUGUAUCAUUACUUUGGUCCUGCAAAAGAAAAAAAUUAAGCACAAUUAAAAAGCUAAAUCUCCUCAUGCCAUACAGAUAUUUCCAAAUGUGAUUACUAUAUUUUAUUUUCUAGCAUUGCCCUAUUCAGGUUUUUUUUCCUGUAAACUUUUGUAUCAUGGAUUAAAAUUUAUAACUAUUAA